ACUUUCGGAACAUGCCUCAUGUUGCUAUUAUUCCCAGAACGUUUUUACUGCUAUCGCCUAACAUCCUGUUCCUGUUUCGUUCUGCUUGCCGACGUAGCUAGUCGCUGUCUUUCAUUUCGCCGUGGUUGUUCGUGAGACUUGCAAUGUCUCACCGUAAGUUCAGCGCGCCCAGGCACGGGUCCAUGGGCUUCUACCCCAAGAAGCGCUCGCGGCACCACCGCGGCAGGGUCAAGUCCUUCCCCAAGGACGACCCGUCGAAGCCCGUGCACCUGACGGCCUUCAUCGGCUACAAGGCGGGCAUGACCCACGUCGUGCGUGAGGCGGACAGACCCGGCUCCAAGGUGAACAAGAAGGAGAUAGUGGAGGCGGUGACGAUCCUGGAGACCCCGCCCAUGAUCGUGGUGGGCCUGGUGGGGUACAUUGAGACCCCGCGCGGGCUGCGCGGCCUCAAGACCAUCUGGGCGGAGCACCUGGCCGAGGACUGCCGGCGCCGCUUCUACAAGAACUGGUACAAGGCCAAGAAGAAGGCGUUCACCAAGGCCUCCAAGAAGUGGCAGGACGAGCUGGGGCAGAAGACCAUCGAGAAGGACUUCCAGCGGAUCAUCCGCUACUGCAAGGUCAUCCGGGUGCUGGCCCACACACAGAUGAAGCUGCUGAAGAAGCGCCAGAAGAAGGCGCACAUCAUGGAGAUCCAGCUGAACGGCGGCACGGUGGAGCAGAAGGUGCAGUGGGCGCGCGACCACCUGGAGAAGCCCGUGCCCGUGUCGCAGGUGUUCGCCGCUGACGAGAUGAUCGACUGCAUCUCCGUCACCAAGGGACACGGCUACAAGGGCGUGACGUCGCGCUGGCACACCAAGAAGCUGCCGCGCAAGACGCACAAGGGGCUGCGCAAGGUGGCGUGCAUCGGGGCGUGGCACCCCAGCCGCGUGUCGUUCACGGUGGCGCGCGCCGGCCAGAAGGGCUACCACCACCGCACGGAGAUCAACAAGAAGAUCUACCGCAUCGGCCAGGGCAUCCACACCAAGGACGGCAAGGUGGUGAAGAACAACGCCUCCACGGAGUACGACCUGACGGAGAAGACCAUCACGCCGCUGGGCGGCUUCCCGCACUACGGGGAGAUCAACCAGGACUUCCUGAUGAUCAAGGGCUGCGUCGCCGGCUGCCGCAAGCGCGUCAUCACGCUGCGCAAGUCGCUGCUGGUGCACACGAAGCGAAAGGCGCUGGAGAAGAUCAACCUGAAGUUCAUAGACACGUCGUCCAAGUUCGGGCACGGCCGCUUCCAGACGGCGGCGGACAAGGUGGCGUUCAUGGGCGUGCUGAAGAAGGACCGCGUCAAGGAGGAGGCCGCCGCGACCGCGCAGACCUAGCCGUGCUGCGUUCUGUAUGCCUGUGCAUUAAACCUUCGUGAUAACAA
Messenger RNA from Bacillus rossius redtenbacheri, 1414 nucleotides. It is a transcript of the gene RpL3, whose product is annotated as large ribosomal subunit protein uL3. The record is from RefSeq and is a predicted model, not a curated record. The transcript is spliced from 8 exons. The coding region runs from base 144 to 1367 and encodes 407 amino acids. Lineage: Eukaryota; Metazoa; Arthropoda; Insecta; Phasmatodea; Bacillidae. Gene Ontology annotation, biological process: translation. Gene Ontology annotation, cellular component: cytosolic large ribosomal subunit; ribosome. Gene Ontology annotation, molecular function: structural constituent of ribosome; RNA binding.